Messenger RNA from Vicia faba (fava bean), 1116 nucleotides. NCBI's taxonomy places the organism in Eukaryota, Viridiplantae, Streptophyta, Magnoliopsida, Fabales, Fabaceae. The record is from the annotation of a GenBank genome assembly.
AUGAUGAAUAGAUUAUUUUAUGUUUUGUGUUUGGUGAUUAGUAGUUUUAGUCACAUAGGUGAUGGUCUUGCCAUUGUUAAAGACGAUUUUGAAUUGGAGAGACCCAACAAGUCUCCUAUCAAGAGUAUUUAUACAAAAUCGGGACACAUAGUUGAUUGUAUUGAAAUUAACAAACAACCGGCUUUUGAUCAUCCUUUAUUGUGGAAUCAUACAUUGCAGCGAAAACCAAGUGUGAAGAAUUCAGCAACAAAAUCCGAUUUUAUAUUGGAAAAAGUUGAUUGUCCAAAAGAGAGCGUUCCUAUUCAAAGAAUGAUUAAAAAUAAUUUAAUCCAAGAUAAAUCAUCAUUCAACACUGAUAUCUUAGAUCAAAAUAAUGUCCGUUAUUUUGGAGCUUAUGCAUAUCAUAACGAUGGUACCCACUAUGGAGCUAGCGGAACUACUAAUAUUUAUAAUCCAACAGUUUCUAAUGGCCAAUCAAGCGAAAGUUCUGUGCACGUUAAAAAUGGAAAUGGAGAUGGUGCUAAUGUGAUCGUGCUCGGAUGGCAUGUGCAUCCACAAUUAUACGACGAUUAUGGGAGUCAUUUAUUCUCACUUUGGACGUCAGAUAAUUUCAAGUCUGGAUGCUACAAUGCAUAUUGUCCUGGUUUUGUUCAAACAGACCGUUCAUAUUAUCUUGGAUCACGCAUAGGGAAAACAUCAACCUAUGGAAGCACAAAAGUCGUUCAAAUGUCAAUUUCAAUUCACCAGGAUGAAAAAACACAAAAUUGGUGGUUGAGUGUGGAAAAUAAGGCAAUUGGAUACUUUCCAGCACAUUUAUUUUCUAACUUGAACAAAGCUGGUGAAGUAGGAUGGGGUGGUUUAGCAAAAAGUGUUGCAGGUGCAAGUCCUCCACUGGGAUCAGGACAUUUACCAGAUGGAAAUCUUAUUCAUUCAGGCUAUUUUAGUCAUAUUCAAUUUCUAAAUGAUAUAAGACAAGAUGUUGACCCUGUCUAUGGUGCGGUGAAAACUUUUAGUAACGCCCCUGAUAAAUGUUAUGGGGUUAAAUAUUAUGGCCAUCGAAAACAACUCGGGUGUCUACUUCUAUUCGGAGGACCAGGAGGUGCAUGUGGAAAUUAA